Molecule: messenger RNA, 630 nt
Organism: Plodia interpunctella (Indianmeal moth)
Lineage: Eukaryota; Metazoa; Arthropoda; Insecta; Lepidoptera; Pyralidae
Gene: cni
Product: cornichon
Exons: 4
Coding region: 69-503 (144 amino acids)
Biological process (GO): endoplasmic reticulum to Golgi vesicle-mediated transport
Cellular component (GO): endoplasmic reticulum membrane; COPII-coated ER to Golgi transport vesicle
Source: RefSeq, a predicted model, not a curated record
UUGCAUUUGCAACUGCAACUUACAACUUGGUUCUUUGAUUUUUGCUGUUCUUUUGAGUUAAAGUCAAAAUGGCGUUUAGCUUUCCUGCGUUUUCAUAUAUUAUAGCUUUAAUAGUUGACGCCUUCCUUAUAUUUUUCUCUAUUUUUCAUGUUAUAGCAUUCGAUGAGUUAAAAACAGAUUAUAAAAAUCCUAUAGAUCAAUGCAACAGCCUAAAUCCACUUGUGUUGCCGGAAUACUUACUGCAUUUAUUUAUUAAUCUGUUAUUCCUAUUAUCAGGAGAAUGGUUCUCUUUGUUGAUAAACAUUCCUUUGAUCCUAUAUCACGUUCACAGAUAUUAUACAAGACCAGUGAUGUCAGGGCCUGGCCUAUAUGACCCCACAAGCAUUAUGAACGCAGAUGUCUUAACAAUUUGCCAAAGAGAAGGUUGGAUCAAACUAGCUUUCUACUUGUUGUCAUUCUUUUUAUAUCUUUAUGGUAUGAUUGUUGUGCUAAUUGCUGCCUAAGAGUUAUUGUUCUCCAAUAAGUGAUAACCUGUUAGUCCCUGUGAGGAGCCAAUGCAACAAAGUGGAAAGCUAUUUAUGUUAGAGUGUGAUUGGACAGUAUUUUAUAAUAAAGUUUCUUAUUAAUUUA